Dama dama (fallow deer) is the source of this 1434-nucleotide messenger RNA. Its product is annotated as melanoma antigen preferentially expressed in tumors-like. Bases 1 to 1434 code for a protein of 477 amino acids. Gene Ontology annotation, biological process: positive regulation of cell population proliferation; negative regulation of cell differentiation; negative regulation of DNA-templated transcription. Lineage: Eukaryota; Metazoa; Chordata; Mammalia; Artiodactyla; Cervidae. The transcript has 3 exons. Gene Ontology annotation, cellular component: cytoplasm. The record is from RefSeq and is a predicted model, not a curated record.
AUGAGUGUCCAGAACCCCCUGAGACUCCAGAACCUUGCAGGAAAGAGCCUACUAACUGAUGAAGCCUUGGCCAUUUCUACUCUGGAGUAUCUGCCCAUUGAGCUCUUCCCCCAACUCUUCAUGGAAGCAUUCUGUGGAAGACACAGAAAGACCUUAAAGGCCUUGGUGCAAGCCUGGCCCUUUGUCCGCCUGCCUCUGGGGGGCCUGAUGCAGACGCCUCAUCUGGGAACCUUACAAGCAGUGCUGGAUGGACUUGAUGUCCUUCUUGCACAGAAGGAUCAGCCCAGGAGGUGCAAACUGCGUGUGCUGGAUUUAAGGAAUUCUGGCCAGGACUUCUGGAGAAUGUGGUCUGGAUCCAAGAUCCAUGUGUCUUCAAGCUCAUCAAUGGUACCAUGCGCUGUGGACAGUUUGAGAGCUGAGAAACCCUUGGCUCCCUUCAAGGUGUUCAUAGAACUUCACCUCAAGGAAAGGAGCAUGGAUGGAUUCCUCACCUACCUCCUAAAGUGGGUGGAGGAGAGGAAAGCUUCCAUACACCUGUGCUGUAAGAGGCUGAGGAUUCUUUCAUUUCCCAUGGAAAAUAUUAUGAAGGUCCUGAGCAUGGUGCGACUGGACUGUAUCCAGGAGGUACACGUGAAUUGCACCUGGUAUUUGCCCACCCUGGCCAUGUUUGCUCCUCUCCUGGGCCAGAUAAGCAAAGUACAGAGACUCCUCAUCUCCCACAUCCACCUGCCAGCUCCCAUGGAGCAGGACAAGCAGCACGUUGUCAAAAUUACAUCUCAGUUCCUGAGGAUGCACCACCUCCGGGAUCUUCAUCUGGAAUCCCCCUUCUACCUUGAAGGCUGCCUGGACCAGAUGCUCAGGUGCCUGAUGACCCCCUUGGAUACCCUUACGAUAACUCGCUGCCUCCUUACAGAUUCAGACCUGACCCAUCUGUCCCAGAGUCCAAAAAUUAGUCAGCUAAAGGGCCUGAAUCUGAGUGGUGUCACGAUGACCUACUCUAGUCCUGAGCUCCUCCCAGCUCUGCUGCAGAAAGUUUCAGCCACCCUCCAGGAGCUGUACCUAGAGCAAUGUGGGAUCAGGGACUUCCAUCUGGAAUUCCUUCUGCCAGCCCUGAGCCUCUGCAUCCAGCUCACAUCCUUCAGUCUGCGUGGAAACUUCCUGUCCAUGGCCACAAUGGAGAAGAUGCUGCGACACACCUCCGGCAUGCUCAGUUCAAGUCGAGAGCUGUACACUGUCCCUCAGGAGAGUCUCAGCUGUCAGGGGAUCCUCCAACCAAGUAGACUUGCCCAGUGUCGGACUGAACUGCUGGAGAUUCUGAAGGACUUGGGACGUCCCAGGACCAUCUGGAUUUGCUUCACCCCCUGUCCACACUGUGGAGAUAACACAUUCUAUCAUCCUGAGCCCAUCAUAUAUAGCAGUAACACCCUUACCUAG